Messenger RNA from Talaromyces stipitatus ATCC 10500, 1382 nucleotides. Its product is annotated as 37S ribosomal protein Rsm24, putative. Gene Ontology annotation, molecular function: structural constituent of ribosome. The record is from RefSeq and is a predicted model, not a curated record. The transcript is spliced from 2 exons. Lineage: Eukaryota; Fungi; Ascomycota; Eurotiomycetes; Eurotiales; Trichocomaceae. Gene Ontology annotation, biological process: mitochondrial translation. Gene Ontology annotation, cellular component: mitochondrial small ribosomal subunit. The coding region runs from base 40 to 1233 and encodes 397 amino acids.
AUCCAAGUUACAACUUUUUCGACUCUGCGCACAUCAAUCAUGUCCGGGACAGCGAAAGCGCUGAGCCGUGCGGCUUUGAUGUUAUCACAAAGACAGUAUGUGAGCAUCCCGCAGGUUUUCCACACGCGCACCACGCCAAUCCGUCUCCAACAAACCCGGCGUUUCUCCUCGUCGCCCUUUACCUACGUCCCAAAAGAUGCCGACGAACCGCGGGAUAUCGACCUCAAGGAUAUUGGUGACCUUCCUGAAUACUCAGUCGAGAAUUUUACCGAUGCCGAGAAGUCCAUGUACGAAUUGAUGUCCUCUGAAGAGCGAGCCGUAUUUGAUGCCGAAAACAAACGCUUCGUCGAGGUGUGGAACGACCCGGCUGUACGACAAGAGCAAAUUGACCUGGUUGAACAAUCAGCGGCACUAAUUGAUAGAGAAUCAAGAAUGCGAUUUGAGGAUGUGAGAGAGAGAAACCGUGGUUUCUGGGCGGAGGAGGAAGAAGAUGAGUUCUCCAAUGCGGAGGAUGGAGAUGAUACCUACAAUGAUGAUGAGAUCACCUCCAUGGCCCACGCGGAGUUGGAAUUGCAUCGCGAGAUCCGAGAAUAUGCUCGUAUCGCGGCAUGGGAUAUGCCAUUAUUGAGUAACCUUACCAAGCCAUUUGAAUUGCCCAAGGAAAACCAAAUCCUCCGCUUCCGAUACACAUCCUACAUGGGUGAACAACACCCUGCCGAACACAAGGUUGUUGUGGAACUUAGUUCCAAGGAUCUUGUACCGAAACAUUUGACGGAGGCACAGCGUCAGACAUUCCUCAAACUUGUCGGUCCACGCUACAACCCCGACACAGACAUUGUACGCAUGUCUUGCGAGAAAUUUUCGGCCCGAGCCCAAAACAAACGCUAUCUCGGCGAUACCAUCAAGAAUCUUAUCAAAGAAGCCAAAGAGGGCGACUCCUUCGCAGAUGUACCCCUUGACCUCCGACAUCACAAACCAAAAGUUCGAUACACGUUCCCCGAAUCAUGGAAAAUGACCGAUAACCGGAAGCAUCAACUCCUUACGGAUCGUGAACUUCGUCUCCAAAGCGAACAGGAACGUAAUACUGUCGUGGAUGGCAAGGAAUCCGUUCUCCAUGCAAUCCGUACUUUACCAGCUCUGAGCCAACAUCCUCAGCUACGUGCUGCAGAUGAGAAGGGUGCUGUCAAGGAGACAGUGGCAAGAGGAAAAGUUGGUGCAAGGCCGAGAAGAUAGAGUUUUUGUCGUCGUCGCUGCGAGCUAUGUAUAUUCAUUUCAUGUACCAUACCAAUCCGCAAUUUCAAAAUGUUUAGAAUAUUACAUUUCACCGUCCCAGCUCGAUUAUCUAGCUCUGAACAUCGGCUGAUGGCUCAGUGUAUGCCGAC